This is a messenger RNA of Misgurnus anguillicaudatus (oriental weatherfish), 7493 nucleotides long. RefSeq names its product neuralized E3 ubiquitin protein ligase 1Aa (gene neurl1aa). The record is from RefSeq and is a predicted model, not a curated record. Gene Ontology annotation, molecular function: ubiquitin protein ligase activity. Gene Ontology annotation, cellular component: plasma membrane; postsynaptic density. Lineage: Eukaryota; Metazoa; Chordata; Actinopteri; Cypriniformes; Cobitidae. Gene Ontology annotation, biological process: negative regulation of Notch signaling pathway.
UAUUUUGAUUUCGCUUUUCUAUUCGCGCUUAACCGAAGCGCAAACGCGCGCGCCUUGCACCUGCACCUCGGGCGCGUUUUGAUAGCCUACUGUAGCUCUGACAUUUCAUCGAGCAGAGAGAAACGUCCGAGCUGUGUUCCGACUGUGUUUCACACCCCACUUGUCAGAGACACGAUAGCGUCACCAAAUCUAGCAAGGGACGAUCUGGGCGUUAUAAAGUCUGACGCUUAAAAGGCAACAUCUGGAGAUCAGCAGCAGCAGUCAUGGGCAACCGUGUGUCCGGUAUCACAGCACUACACAGAGGACAUCACAACAGAUUUCAAAGACUUCAAAACUUACAAAAAGACUCUUUCGGUGGACCAUUCCCCUCAACCAUUCACAGGUGUCACCACAAACCCAAGCGCUGUCUGGCCCUGCAUUCGUGCGGAGGUGUACCGGUGAGCCCCCUUCUGUUCCACCCCAAUGCUAAAGGCUCUCAGAUCGUCAUGGAUCUGGCGCAGAAAAGCGUCAAACGGCAGGCCAGCUUCUGCAACGCCAUCACGUUCAGCAAUCGACCCAUUGCUCUGUAUGAGCAGGUCCGCUUAAAGAUCACUAAAAAACAGUGCUGUUGGAGUGGAGCUCUCCGCCUGGGCUUCACUUCCAAAGACCCGUCUCGAAUCAACCCCGACAGCCUGCCCAAAUACGCCUGCCCUGACCUAGUGUCGCAGAGCGGCUUCUGGGCGAAAGCUCUGCCGGAGGAGUUUGCGAACGAAGGAAACCUCAUUUCAUUCUGGGUGGACAAGAAGGGGAGAGUGUUUUAUCGCAUCAAUGACUCCAGCCCCAUGUUGUUCUUCAGUGGCGUGAGGACCACAGAGCCGCUGUGGGCUCUCAUCGAUGUGUAUGGUCUGACAAGAGGAGUACAGCUGCUGGACAGUGAAAUCGUCCCUCCAGACAUUCUUCGCCCACGGUCCUUCACCACAGUGCGUGGCUCCACCUCUUUACGACGUGAAGCGGAUACCUCCCGUCUCUCCGUCAGCCUGUGCGAUCUUAACUCCCAACGAGAUGACACAAGGCUCCGCCUCCCUCCCGCCCCUGUCGCCUGUCCGAUUCCUCAAAAUUCCAUGAAUUCCCAGCAGUCGACACUGCUUCCUCACAGCCUGGAAUGUGACCUACGUUUCCAUCAGCUCAGAGGUGCCCACAUAAAAACCCUUAACGAACAGACGGUGGCACGGUCCGAACACGGCCGCGAGGAACGUACGCUGGUCUUCACCGAUCGGCCACUCAAAAUCGGCGAAACCAUCUUCAUCAAAGUCAUUAAGUCCAGCUCUGCACGAUCCGGAUCCCUGUCGUACGGUGUGACGUCAUGUGACCCGGCGGUGCUCCGUCCUAGCGAUCUUCCUUACAAUCCAGAAGCACUGGUUGACCGCAAGGAAUUCUGGGCCGUGUGCAGGGUGCCCACCACCCUGCAGAGUGGUGAUAUACUGGGCUUUCUGGUUACACAGGAAGGGGAAGUCAUUCUGAGUCACAACGGCGCCAAUGUAGGGAUGCAGGUGUGUGUGGACAACUCGCGACCGCUCUGGAUGUUUUUUGGACUGCACGGUGCUGUCACGCAGCUGAGGAUUCUGGGCUCCAGUUUCUUGGGUGAUGCUCGUGACCCAUCUAGCCCGGGGUCGCCCUCUGCCUCGCCCCUCUCACCCAAUGGACUGUGUGGUGGAAGUCCAGAACCCAGUCUUACUGAUCGGGGCUGCUCCGUUUCCUUCUGCAACUCUACUGAAGGAACAACACCCAGUUCGCCCAUAAGCCUCCCUAAGUCACCCACUUUCCCAUCUGCCUCGGGUUCAUGGCCGGACGAGUGUUCAAUCUGCUACGAGAACACAGUGGACACGGUCAUCUACGCCUGCGGACACAUGUGUCUCUGCUACACCUGUGGCCUCCGCCUGAAAAAGAUGGCCAAUGCGAGCUGUCCAAUCUGCAGGAGAGCAAUCAAAGACAUCAUAAAGACCUAUCGAAGCACUUAGGGCUCCGAAACGCGUCAUCGUAAGGGCCAUUAAGGAUCUCGAAUAGAUCGAUAUUUAAAGAGAGGGUGAUGUCACAGUUCAGGGACUUCUCCAGGCACCGCUCGUGUCUCUGUUUCCAUGGCAAUGACUUUUGAACCCUUAAACCUCCGAGGCUCAGGCAUUCGUUCACGGAGGUCUUCUGUAUUUUAGGCGCAGGUCUCUGUUGCUAUGGUAACCAGCGACGUUGCUGCUGCUCAGAAUCAAGCAUCAACAAGCAUUUCAGCAAAGUUCAGGUGACACGCUGAGAGAUGUUAAAGGUUGCGCAUUUCUCGGUGAGCCAUAAGAGACUGCUUUGGUGUUGUUCAUAGCAUAAGAUGUUACAUUUUGGAGUCUCGCUUACAUUGGUCAGAGUUGCCGGUAAAAUUUAUACGCCUCAGUGUCUCACAAUUUUUGUCUGUGCUCGACUGAGAAAAACAGAUUUAAGGUACAGUGCUUUCAUACCUCAGCUAUUUUAUGCCGUGUUAAUCAUUCUGCGCCCUUGUAGACGACUGUUUGAUGAUGUUUCGUCACGUAAUCUAAAGCUUUGGCGUGUAGGUCAAAUCAGUUAAUGGUUCGCUAUAAUUUCGCGUGCGGGUGUUUAACAAGCCGGAUGUUAUGGAGGGAUUAAUAUGAUAUGAUUUGUAGCGUUUAUAUACCGGAACGAUUAACUAACGAGUCGUUUUGCGGAACUCCGUCCGGAUAAAGACAUUCAUUUUGUACGUUUCGAUUGAUCCGACGUCACUGGAAAAUAUAAUUACACCUCAUCUUAUGACCUACACCAGACUAAUCAAACUCUGAUUUACUGUGAACUUCUUCCAGACUGCUGAUUUGAAUGUGUGGGAUCUGGGUUCUCUGCAAAAGCAAUUGAAACAUGGUGAGCAAAAUCUAGGAAGGGGGGAAACAGCCUUAAGGCGUUAUCCAAUAAAAGAGCCGUUUGUCAAGGAUAUUUGAUUAGCUGAGAUCAUGCAUAUUUCUGUCGUACAUACGACUACAAAUACAACAAAUGGCUUGCAGUGGGAAAAUAGCUAACAAUGAAAUUUAAUAAAAAAAAAACAAAAAUGGUCGGAAAAGAAGUAAAUGGGUUGUAAAGCUGGAAUAUAGACUUAAUCUUUGAUGGUGCUGGGAAAAUUAUAGUGAGUAGUAGGGCUGCAUGAUAUACCAAAAUACAUGUAAUAUUGUCAAUUUCCAUAUCGCAAAAUGUACAAUAAUGGUAUGCAAUAGUUGAAUGACUUUAAUACUUCAAAAAGUGAUGAGUGAUGCUUAAAAAAGGGGAACGUGUGUUGGCUAUAUAAUUUUUAGCUUUAAAUAUAUUUCAAUAUCAUUUUUACAAACUUUGCAUUAUCCCCCCCAAAUACCAUGCAGCCUUAUAUAGGGGGACAAUGCAAUAUUUUGUGGCGGGUUUUGCGAUAUGACCAAUACUGGAUGACUUCACUAGAUGUCUUGAAAAGCUCUGUUUGAAAGGAAUUACUUCCGCCUUGCAUCUCUUUUUCAGCUUUCUCACAAAAAUAUGUGAUUUCUCUCUGCCGUUUAAAAAUCGUUCUCAUAGUGCAACACUGGUAAAAGCAUCCGAAUUUGUUUAUAAAUGCUCUGAAUUUUCUAUGAUGUGACUAUUGCAUACGCAAUGGUGAAAGGAUAUAUUGUGCAGCCCUAAUGAGUAUUAAGUAAAUAGUAUUUGUGUCCAAAAAUCUGGACGAUGAAGGUUUAGAAAGUCCUCUUUGUUUUAUGUCCACAGAAGGAUGUUUAGCAGAUCCAUAUAUCAUGAAAGUUUAAUGAAGUUUGUAUGAAUGUAUGCACACUUAAAAAUGAAGGUGCUACACAAUGUCAUAGAAGGACCAUUUUGGGCUGUAUGGUUCCACAAAGAACCUUUAACAUCAGAAGAACCUUUCUGUUUCACAAAUUGUUCUUUUAAGAACCUUUGACUACAAGGGUCUUAGGAACCAACAAUGGCUCUUCUGUGACAUCACUCUGACUCUUUUGUGACAUCAAGAACCUUUUUGUGACCCUGUACCACAAAACCAGUCAUGAGGGACUUUUUUAUUGAGAUUUAUACAUCAUUUGUAAGCUAUUAAUUAGCUUUUUCUAUUGAUGUAUGUUUGUUAUAAUAUGACAAUUUUUGAAAAUGUGGAAUCUGAGGGUUCUCAAUUCACAUUUAUGUUGUCCAAAUGAAGACCUUAGCAACACAUAACUAAUGAUAAAUACAUUUUUAUAUAUUUAUGGUAAAAAAAAUUGUACAAAAUAUCUUCAUAGAACUUAAUAUCCUAAUGAUAAAUUUUGACCCAUACAAUGUAUCGCAACAAAUGAAGAGUUUGAUUCCAAAAUGCGAUAAACUCAAUUUAAAAAAAAUUUUUACCGCCAAAUUCAGUAUUGAAUCAGGUCAGUAUUAAAAAGUAAAUUCUUCAUUUUACGCAACAUCCGAUAUCCGCUGUGUUAUUCUGUCAUCUUUUUUCCCAAAACGCAAUAAACGGCAGUCCUCCUUCUCUGCAGAAUGCAAUAAAUCCGCUCAACAAAUCACAGCGCACCAUUCCACGCAUUGUAAACAAACAAUGGUGCCGCUUUGAAUACACAAGGGAUCCUAGUUUUCCUCAUCUACUUUGUACUUCGUGUUCAACAAACAAACAAAAACAAAAUAAUACUUUCGAUGGCAUUAAUAAAUCUGUGGUGGUUUUCUGUGGCGGGGAAGAAACGUAAGCCAUCAAAAUCUAAUAAUUUACGUGAGAGGCACUCGAGCGAAGGAAAAAUGCCGUCUGUUGCUUGUUCUCCCGACAACAUCAAGCUUCUGUCAUGCUAACACAUUGACUCCAGAGGAUCUUAUGAAAAACUUUCCAUUAUUUUACUCAAAGUCAACGAAAAUCAAGCAGGACCAAAACAUUUUACAGCUGAUCGCUGUCAAAAAAAUUCAGCGACGACGUCCCAAGGGUGACAGCAGCAACGACAGUGUUCUUGAUAUGACACAGUGUUUGUAUUAAUGCCAUUAAUGUUUAUUUUUUAAUCACUAGUCAACUAAAUGAAUAUAUCAUGGCAAAGAUGAAUGCACAUUUAUGUAUUGAUUCAAUAGAGUUAUAGCAUCUUGGGGAAAACAUUUGAAAAAAAUAAUCAGUUUUGUAAUAAAUCUUUGAAAUUCAAAUUAUGCAUUUUAUGGUUUUUAUUACCUGAAAAUGCUAUGUGAAAGUUUGUAACAGAAAUUAGUGUUUUUCAUCUUGUCACUUUCUUGGUAUAAAAAACACGUUUUUACGGAAAUUAGUCAAAAUGGAUUUAUUGUGUUUUGGAACCAAACUCUUCAAAUACACCCAUACUACUUUUUACUGGUUUUGUGGUCCAUGGUCACUUUUAUAGCACCUUUAUUUUUUAAAGUAUACAGGUUUUGCAGGUGAGUUGUGUAGGUAAAUGUCCCUAAAUGAAAAGGCAGGAAAAAGAAAAUGCUUUUUAGGACCAUUAAGAUUUCUUGCAUUGUGACUCCUCCUAGAAAUUCACAUAGUGUAAUACAAAAAUAAAUUCAAAGAAAAAAAUACAUUAAUAAUAAGAAUUAUCAUUGUUUCUAUACAUAUAAAAUAAUACUUGUAAUGGAAAAAGUGCUUGUCAUUAAUUAAAUAUUUUUUGCAAUUUAUUACAAAAAUUCAUAGUCUUAAAAACAGCCUUGUUUAUAUUGAUGCAAUAGAUAAUACAGCAUGUUAGCUUUAAAAUCAAUUUCUAUCAAACGCCAAAUCAGAUUCCCACACAAACAGCUGGAACAGGCGCAAAUGUUUCCACAUCACAUUUCAUCAAUUAUGGCAAAUAAGCAAAAGAGACACAAUAAUGUGUGAAUGUGUGGUUGGAUGUCAGUGGCUUGAGUACUAUCAUUAAACUACAAUGCAGGCUAAUAUUGUUCAUAACUAGCCAGUGAGCUUGUGUAAAGCAAUUGUGACGACUGGCGCUUAAAUUCAUGCUGCUAUUAGUAUUAGCCAGCUCUUCUUCAGGCCAUGUCAAUACACAUUAUUACAUGUCUAUGUUGUUUGAGUGGUCAUUCAACCUUUGAAUGUUAAUUUAUGGUAAUUAGAGGAAACUAUUACAAUAUAGCUGUAUCUGACGUGUUUCUGUAGCGCUUUAUUUCUUUCAUUUUCUGAAUUAUUGGACCGAAAUGUAUGAUUGUAUAGUUUUUACUUCUUGACAUUUGUCUUGGUUUUCUAGUAUCCACACAAGCCAUACUGUACUGACUGAGAAGUACAUCUAGGGCUUCGCAACAAAUGAUCAAAAACAGCUUUUUUGGUUUAAGAUAAACAGGAUUUAUACUCCUUUAGUGUCAGCUCUUUAAUCAAUUCACUGGCAAUGUAUUUUGGUGUAAAGGUGUGUAUUUAUAACUCUCUGGAGAAGGCCCGAUAUUUCAAAGAUUUUCGUAAUUUGAUUGACAUUUGCACAAUUUAAGUGAAAUAAACCUCGCACUUUCCUUAGAAAUCAAUUUGAAAUGUUACUUAUAAAAUCCUAAAUAUUCCCUUAAAGAAUUUUCUCCCCUAGUUUUGUAUAUUUCUAAUGAUAUCUUUUGCACAGUUUACAGUGUAAAAUAAGAGCAAUCUUUGUGUUUUUUGUCACUUUAUGAAAUGUGAUUGUAUUGUAUGUCCCCUCUAUAACAUCAUCUUUCUGUUAAUGUUUGGACAAAAUUAAGUUAUCGUGUCUAAAUAACUGUACUAAUCCUUUCUUAUAACAUUUCUGUAAUUUAAAUGCUUGUAAUGAAAUCGCUACAGAAUGGGACUAUUUAUUUUACAUUGGCGCGGUGUCGUUUUACUGAGGACCUAGAGAGGGACAAACAGUCCUUACGGAUGCGCCACAGUUUUGUCGUCGACCCUGUAAUGUACUUUAUUUAUGUACCGCGUGUAGAGUACGAUGUGUUGAAUCUGAUGUGUGUUGCAGAUUCUGUGGUAAAUUAGCUUUUUCUGUUUUGAAAUUAUUAUUUUUAAUCAAAUGAUGUAAUAAAAACAGCCAUAUAAGUACAUUGGCACAAAAAUGUAUUUGUUUAAAAAGUAUGAUGUUUUGUGAAGUAACCAGGGAUUGCAUAAAUGAUCACCCCAACCUUAAAUAAAUUUGAAUAUUGAUGAAAUACGAAUAUUUUUAAGAAAACUAAACCUUUUUUAUCUUAUUAUUAUUAUUAUUAUGUAUACACAUGAUGAAAUUGCUUUCUCUUAUUCUAUACAAUUUUCUUUCUGUUUGUCAGUGUGUUUUGUUCACUCAUUACCCAUUGGUAAACAGUGGGACCAAAAUGAAUAGCUGAAUCAAAACGUUAUGAUUCCUUUUUCCCAGGGUUCAAUUAAGGGCUGUUAAAUGAAUCAAUGAUUCAUAGAGUCAAUGAGGUCAGUAGUGAUUUCUGUAUGAAAAGGGGCUCGGCUUAUUGUGGCAUUCGAUUUUUGACUCAAACCCAUUUUUUAUUUUUUGGUCUGUGAUAAGUUUAUGAAGCUUUGUUUUGUGUGAGUCAAAGAUGACUGUGUCAAUAAACUUUGCAGAUGCGUUUCA